AUGCAUUUCCUACUAGCGCUACCGAUUGAUAUUUUCAAGCUUGUAGCGUCGGCUGCAAUUUUGAACAUAUUGAUCUUGUUGAGCUUAAUCGUUCUCAACAAAGGUCGUGCAAUGUCCGCCUACAAGCUGCCUAUAUGCGUAUCAAUCUUAGUGACAUGUUUUCUUUUCAUACUGACGAAGCAGGACACGACGGGCUUCUCCGACUUUGAGAAUUUAUCAAUACGCUAUGAAAUCGCACUAGGUUUUCACCAACUGACGAUAAUGAUGAUAGUGACGGUCGUGAUAUAUGUACUAACGCAAACAAACUAUAAUAGAGUUGAUCAUAGUUUUCGUGUCAUUUCGUUGAUUGUACUCUGGAUAUCGGGGGUUGUGUAUGCAGUACUUACGCUGGGUCCGCUAUGGAGCAUUGUUGGUGCCAAUGUUUAUAAAACUUUGGUAUACACAGUUUUCGCAAUUAGAGCGAUCAUGAUUUUGUACACUAUGGCUUUAAUAAUCGAAGGACCAGUCUACAUUCUUGUCAUUUUUGUAAACCCUUCCGUGGCGAUUGUGCCCAUAGUCUGGUCAAUAGUUAUCAUCGUGAUUUUAUUCUUACUAUCAUGUCCAAUUGAACAAUUUGAUGACAAUUCACAAGAGUCAGAGGUAGAGCAAAGCGUUAAUAAGAUCGAUCUUCCUAAGAGGGGUUCAGAGAUUGGGAUUCGGUUUGAGAAUGGUAGUGGGAAUCAAGGCCUCCGUGGACAGCAGCAGUCUUAUUCACAACAACAGGCUUAUCCACAACCAACUUAUUCACCGCAGGCUUAUUUAUCGCAAACUUAUUCAUCACAACAGCAGGUUCAAACUCAGGCUCAAAGACAGCAGACUCAAGCUCAGAGUCAAAGACAACAAGCUUAUAUACCACAACAUUAUGAACAACAGAGUCAUAGACAACAGGCCCAAACAUCAUCACAAUCUUAUGACCGACGAGGUUAUGAGCAACCUUAUGUGCCACAGUCAUAUGAACCAGCAGCUUACAAACCACGGACAUACGAGCCGCAGACUUAUGAGCCACAGACAUAUGAACGACAGCAACAGACAUAUAGUUCACGGACACAUGAUUCACAAGAUUAUUACUCAUCCUACGAGCAACCGUCUUAUGCACAAGCUGGUGGGCGAUCAGUAGGAAGGACGAAUUUUGCACAAGGUAGACCAGUUCGGUAUAGUUUGUCAUCAUCUGAUGAUGAAUGA
Messenger RNA from Paraglomus occultum, 1221 nucleotides. Lineage: Eukaryota; Fungi; Glomeromycota; Glomeromycetes; Paraglomerales; Paraglomeraceae. The record is from the annotation of a GenBank genome assembly.